AUGGCACCAAUGACGCGGCGAAGGGCGCACGACGACUAUGUACCGAGUGACCUCAUGGUUGACUACUACGCCCAACGAGCGUCGGUACCGGGAACACUUCUGAUUUCGGAGGCGGUGGCAACAUCUCAUCGCGCAAGUGUCUGGCAGAACACGACGGGGAUCUACAACGACAACCAGAUGAGUAAAUGGCAGACGGUUGUCGAAGCUGUACACGCAAAAGGAUCGUACAUUUUCGCACAGCUCUGGAUGACCGGACGAGCCGCCAGACCUGCGGCCGUCGCGGCCGGCGCCGAAGUGAUUUCCAGCAGCGAUAUUCCAUGGAGUCCGGAAUCCGCGGUGCCUCGCCCUCUGGAAGAAGACGAAAUCUGGGCCUGUAUCAACGAUUUCCGUCAAGCAGCUCUCAACGCCAUUGCGGCCGGGUUUGAUGGUGUGGAGAUCCACGGUGCGAAUGGCUACUUGGUCGACCAGUUCACACAGGACACGUGUAACCGCCGCACCGACAGGUGGGGAGGCAACAUUGAGAACAGAGCCCGGUUUGCAAUCGAAGUCAGCAAAGCAGUCACGGAAGCCAUUGGUGCCGACAGGGUUGGCUUUCGAAUAAGCCCCUGGUGCAAGCAUCACGGGAUGGGUAUGGGCAAUCCUAUUCCGCAAUUUACAUAUCUCUUGCAGGAGCUCCAGAAACUCCAACUGGCCUACCUGCAUAUCAUCGAGGCCAGAGUCGCAGGAAAUGCAGACGCUGAUCUUCGAGACUCGAUUGACGUCUUUGUCGAUGCGUGGAAUAACACCAGUCCGGUCAUUGUUGCCGGAGGCUACACUGCCGAAAGUGCGCUCCAGGUUGUGGAUGGCAAGUAUCGAGGCAAAGACGUUUUGGUUGCCUUUGGCCGCCAGUUUAUAUCGAAUCCAGAUCUGCCCUUCCGUGUCAAGGAGGGCAUCCCGUUCACCAAAUACAAUCGAGACACCUUCUACGAAGUCCUCUCCCCAGAAGGAUAUACUGACUACAAGUUCAGUCCGGAGUUUCAAGCAGUUCUUGGAUAG
Molecule: messenger RNA, 1035 nt
Organism: Fonsecaea nubica
Lineage: Eukaryota; Fungi; Ascomycota; Eurotiomycetes; Chaetothyriales; Herpotrichiellaceae
Exons: 1
Coding region: 1-1035 (344 amino acids)
Molecular function (GO): FMN binding; NADPH dehydrogenase activity
Source: RefSeq, a predicted model, not a curated record